AUUUGAUCUCCUAAUUUUGAUUUCCGCCACCAUUGAAAUCAAAAAGCAUUAGAGAGAGAAAAACAACACAUAGAGAGAGAAAAUGUCAGGUUGGGAUGAAGGAGCAGUGUACUACAGUGAACAAGCACAGUUCCCAGCUGGUCGCACCGGCGAAACCAACAACAGUUCCGAUGCAGCCGCCAGUAGCCGACACUCAUGCCUCCUUAAAUUCAAAGAAUUCAUCCGAAGCUUCGAGACGGAAUCGAAUGUAUUCCCUUAUCGUCAAAGUUUAAUCCACAAUCCUACUUCACUUGUUGUCAACCUUGAACAUCUUGAUGCAUUUGAUCCUCAUCUUCCGUCACUCCUCCGAUCUUCUCCCGCCGAUUUCCUACCACUUUUUGAGAAUGCGGCGUCUGAGGUUUUGGCAAGUUUGACGUCUAAAGUUGCUGGUGAGACUGGAGAAAUGGAGGAGCCUUUUACUGAGGAUCUUCAGGUUCUUCUUACUUCUAAUGAGGAUUCUGUCUCUAUCCGUUCUCUUGGUGCUCAAUUCAUAUCAAAAUUGGUGAAAAUAUCUGGGAUUACCAUUGCUGCUUCAAGGACCAAAGCGAAAGCUACUUAUGUGACACUACUCUGCAAGAACUGUAAAAAUGUCAAGCUUGUUCCUUGUCGUCCCGGUCUUGGUGGUGCCAUCAUUCCUAGAUCUUGUGACCAUCUUCCUCAGCCUGGUGAAGAACCCUGCCCUCUUGAUCCUUGGUUUAUAGUUCCUGAUAGAAGCAAGUAUGUUGAUCAGCAAACCCUCAAACUUCAAGAGAAUCCUGAGGAUGUUCCAACUGGAGAGCUUCCAAGAAACAUGCUUCUUUCCGUAGAUAGACAUCUUGUUCAAACAAUUGUUCCGGGCACCAGACUCACUGUCAUGGGAAUUUACAGUAUUUUUCAAGCUAACAAUGCAUCUACUUCUCAUAAAGGAGCUGUUGCAAUUAGACAACCUUAUAUAAGAGUUGUAGGAAUAGAGGAAGCCAAUGAGGCUAACUCUCGAGGUCAAGCUGCUUUCACUUCUGAUGAGAUUGAAGAGUUCAAAAAAUUUGCUGGUCAGCCUGAUGCUUAUCAAACCAUAUGCUCUAAGAUUGCACCCUCCAUCUUUGGCCAUGAUGAUGUGAAGAAGGCUGUGGCUAGCCUUUUGUUUGGCGGAUCAAGGAAGACUUUGCCAGAUGGUGUUAGGUUAAGAGGUGACAUCAAUGUGCUGCUUUUAGGGGACCCUUCUACUGCCAAAUCACAGUUUCUGAAGUUUCUGAAGUUUGUUGAGAAGACAGCACCUGUAGCUGUUUACACUUCGGGUAAAGGAUCUUCAGCUGCUGGUCUCACAGCUUCUGUGAUUCGUGACAGUGGUUCACUGAAUCUGUUGGUUGCUACUAACGUUGGUGAAGAAGGACUUGAUAUUCAGACAUGCUGCCUUGUAAUACGGUUUGAUCUUCCUGAAACUUUGGCUAGCUUUAUACAGUCCAGAGGCCGUGCAAGAAUGCCUCAGUCAGAAUAUGCUUUUUUAGUUGACAGUGAAAACGAGAGAGAGAUGAAUUUGAUGGACAGUUUCAGAAAAGAUGAGGAUCUUAUGAACAUGGAUAUUAGGGACAGAAAGCCCAAUGGAGUUAUUGCAGAUUUCAACGAAGAAGUUUAUUCCGUAGACUCCACUGGUGCUACCAUUAGUGCUCAAAGUAGUGUUUCGUUGCUCUACCAUUACUGUUCUAAACUGCCACAUGAUGAGUAUUUUAACCCCACGCCAGAAGUCUUUAAUGUUGAUGAUACAGAAGGAACCAUAUGCCACAUUAUUCUUCCUUCUAAUGCUCCUAUUCAUCACAUAGUGAGUGCGCCCCAGUUGUCAAUGGAAGCAACGAAAAAAGAUGCUUGUCUAAGGGCAUGCAAAGAGUUGCAUCAAGUUGGUGCUUUGACUGAGUAUCUGUUGCCAGAACAGGACAAUGUAAGGGAAGAGGCUAACCUCGAUAGUUCUGAUUCUGAUAGCAUUGAAGACGAAGAUUCACCAUUUGAGUUGCAGGAGAUGGUAGUUCCUGCUGCAUUGAAGGAACCUUGGUCUGAUGCAGAUACCUGUGUUUGUCUCAAUUCCUACUUUAUAAGGUUUAAACCUGAACCACAUGAUAGACUGUAUAAAGAAUUUGGCCUUUUUGUAAAAUCACCUCUGCCUUGUGAGGCUGAGCAAAUGAAGGUUGAUCUUCAUCUCGCCCAUGGUAGAUCUGUGUUGACUGAUCUGGUUCCGUCUGGAGUUUCCGAAUUUAACAAACAAGAGAUGCUGCUGGCUCUGAAUUUCCAGGAAAUGUGCCUUAAGAUCAUUCUUGAUCGUUCAGAAUUUAUGUGUGGUCAUGUUCCCCUCAAGAAUAAUAAAGUUAGUGAAUCAAAUUCAUCCAUAUUCUAUCUGGUGCUCCCUGUCAUUCCACAAGAGUGCGACAACUCGAUAUCUGUGGAUUGGAUGGUCAUUAGAAGGUGCUUGUCAUCGCCAAUAUUUGCACCUCAUGGUCAUUUACUGAGUACUCGGAUUACUCUAGAUAGUUAUUUGCAGCUUGCUGAUGGACCUGCCAGUGUAAAUGAUAUUCUGAAUAGCUUAAUUUAUGUUUCCUACAAGAAAUCAUUCUUCUUUGUUUCCCAAAUUCUCCCUGACAAGAACGGGUUUAGUCUCCACAACAGUUCUACAAGCCAUAUAGAGCACUUGAGUGGAAGCUUUGGGAUUCAUCUAGCACACCCAGGACAACCUCUACUACAAGCUAAACAGCUCUUUUGCUUACACAAUUUGUUGCAUGACAGAAAGAAAGGAAAUCCAGGGUCACGUGAACUAGAUGAACACUUCUUCGAACUACCACCUGAGUUGUGUGAAAUAAAGAUAAUCGGAUUUUCCAAGGACUUGGGGAGCUCAUUGUCUCUGUUGCCAUCUAUCAUGCAUCGCCUGGAAAACGUGCUUGUAGCAAUUGAACUGAAGGAUAUAUUGUCCAAGUCAUUUGCUGAGGGAACAGUGGUUACGGCUGAACGUGUUCUUGAAGCAUUGACUACCGAACAAUGCCACGAGCGCUUUUCCCUUGAGAGGCUAGAAGUUCUUGGUGAUGCUUUUCUCAAGUUUGCAGUGGGGCGACAUCUCUUUCUUAAGCAUGAAAAUUUUGACGAAGGGCAGUUGACUAGGAGGCGUUCAAAUCUAGUAAACAACUCGAACUUAUGCAAGCUGGCUAUUAAGAAUAAAUUACAGGGAUACAUACGUGAUCAAGAAUUUGACCCUGGCCAAUUUUUUGCUCUUGGUCGUCCUUGCUCCAUCAUAUGUACCAAGCAGACGGAAAGUUUAAUUCAUUGUGACUCUGAAGUUAAUCUGAGAAAUGGGAUUGAUAAUCGUCAACUGAGAUGCAGCAAAAAUCAUCAUUGGUUAACCAAGAAAACAAUUGCAGAUGUAGUUGAAGCACUGGUUGGAGCUUACAUUGUUGACAGUGGCUUUAAAGCAGCAAUUGCAUUCCUUAGAUGGUUUGGUAUGCAAGUUGAAUUUGAAGUUUCUCAAGUUUGUCGUGCAUGGACUGCAAGUUCCAGGUUUAUGUCACUUGCAAACCAAAUUAGUAUCCCAGAUAUUGAAGGUAUCGCGGGUCAUCGUUUUGUUCACAAAGGCUUAGUUCUUCAAGCAUUUGUACAUCCCUCGUACAAUCGGCAUGGAGGAGGUUGCUACCAGAGAUUGGAGUUUCUUGGUGAUGCUGUGUUAGAUUACUUGAUCACAUCCUAUCUAUAUACCGUGUUCCCUGAGCUGAAACCUGGCCAGUUGACUGAUUUAAGAUCAUCCCUUGUGAACAACAGCUCGUUUGCUCAAGUAGCCGCUAGUGGAUUGUACAAAUAUAUUAUAUGUGAGAAUAACAACCUAUGUGCUGCUAUUGAUAAGUUUGUAAACUUCAUCAGAAAGCCUGCUUCAGAAAGGCAUCUACUCGAGGAGCCACCAUGCCCGAAGGCUCUCGGUGACUUGGUUGAAUCUUGUAUUGGUGCGAUUCUUCUUGACACGGGAUUUGACUUGAAUCAUGUGUGGAAGGUGAUGCUCUUGUUUCUAAACCCUGCCAUGAGAUUUUCUAAUUUGCAGCUUAGUCCUAUUAGAGAGCUGUUGGAGCUAUGCCAAUAUCAUGGCUGGGAUUCAAAAUUUAUCCCUUCUAAAAGAAAUAGAAGUUUCAUGGUUGAGGCAAUAGUGGAUGGAAAAAGUUUUGCCUCUGUUACAUACCGUAGCAUUAAAGGUGCAAAGAGAAUGGCUGCGCAACAAGCAACUCAAAAGCUGAAGGCUCAGGGUCACAGACUGAAGACUAAAUCACUGGAGGAAGUCCUUAAAACUCUGCGAAAGAUGGAAGCCAGGCUGGUUGGAUAUGAUGAGAUGCCUUUUUCCCUAGUUUCUUCCAGCGAGUUGGCUACUGUUGGAAAUUUGAGUAUGGAGGAUCUUUCUAAUAAUUGUGUGAACCCAGCAAAACUCUCCUUUGGAAACUUGACUUUGAACGAUGAUCCCAUUUCCAGUGCUUGUGUGAGUCCCGACCACAACAUGUAUGAAGUCCCGACAGUUAUCUCUAAUUUUCAGAAAAAAUCCAGAAAAGCACCCAUUUCUUCGUUUAAAAGACAGCAGCAUAGUCGGCCUGAUGGGGAUGAUAACUGUAGCAUUGACUCAGAUGUGCAUGGGAAAGCAACAGCAAGAUCACGAUUACAUGAGAUAUGUGUUAAAAACUGCUGGAGACACCCCGUUUAUGAGUGCUGUAAAGAGGAAGGACCGAGCCAUUUGAAACUAUUCACUUUCAAGGUAGUGGUGCUAAUCGAGGAAGCCGAAGAUGUGGCAUUGGAGUGCUUUGGUCGACCCCAAGUCAAAAAGAAAGCGGCGGCAGAAGAGGCAGCAGAAGGUGCAAUUUGGUUCUUGAAGAAGGAAGGCUACAUAAAGUAAUAAGAACAUGAAUUAUGUGUAUAAAUAGAGGCUAUGUUAGUAAAUAAAUACUUCUAGUAAAUAGUAAGCAGUCCUCCCUGUGA
Messenger RNA from Beta vulgaris subsp. vulgaris (sugar beet), 4998 nucleotides. RefSeq names its product dicer-like protein 4. The coding region runs from base 83 to 4915 and encodes 1610 amino acids. Gene Ontology annotation, molecular function: ribonuclease III activity; DNA replication origin binding; ATP binding. NCBI's taxonomy places the organism in Eukaryota, Viridiplantae, Streptophyta, Magnoliopsida, Caryophyllales, Amaranthaceae. The transcript is spliced from 23 exons. Gene Ontology annotation, biological process: DNA replication initiation; siRNA processing. The record is from RefSeq and is a predicted model, not a curated record. Gene Ontology annotation, cellular component: cytoplasm; nucleus; MCM complex.